AUGGAGCACGUGUCAGUGAAGUUUGAGUACGAGUACACAGCGAAAGAUGGUCGCCGAGUGUCCAUAAAGCCAAAUGAAAGUUACAUCCUGGUCUCCAAGACUAAUGAUCACUGGUGGCACGUUCGCAAAGACCAGCGCACCAAGCCCUUUUAUAUUCCUGCACAGUAUGUGGAGGAGCUCUCGGCCGCCGGUGGAAACCAUCUUCGUCCUAAUAAGCUGAAUUCAGCUCAGGGUCUGACUGUUAGUAAGCCAGUGGAUAUGACCAACGUAAAGCCACGUAAAGGGACAACAAAGAGUCGUCCAUCAUCUCAGGAUGUUCCAAAAGAGACCUACCGCUUCUCCACUUUUGGUUUCGGUGACGACUUACCAGAGGUGAAGACAGAUGUACAGACUAACAGCACCUUUGCACAUACUCUGAAUAAUGUCAAAACGCACAACUCAGCACCUCCAAAGGCUGAAAGCACCGAAGUGUAUGCAAAACCUCAUCUGGUGCCAAAGGUCAUAAAAGAAAAAAAAGAGUCAAAAAUCUCACUGCAGGAUGAUACUGCAGAGCAGACCUCUGCACACGAUGAGGAUAUGGAUUUCCCUUUGCCCCCACCACCCACAUAUGACACCAUACCAGAGCUAAUCGUCACAGAAUUUGACACUUUUCCCGAGCCUCCGCCUCCUCUUGUUUCCCUCGACACGCAUCCCCCAGAGAGGCAAAGUUUCAAACAAACUGCAGAAAAAACUUCCAUACAAGUACCUCCUACGGAGCAGGUGCAGGAUGAAAAUCUCCGGUCAGCAGUGUACGUCAAUGUAGCAGAGCUCCGGAAAAGCAUCUCAGAGUCUCCUCCAUCGGCUCCUUCGUCCUACUCGCCUUCCUACCUUAACCCAGAGGGAUGGGAGGUGCACGUUGACGACGAAAGUGGACAGGAGUAUUACUACCACCCCAACACGGGGCGCACAACCUGGGACAGCCCGUUUGUAGACCCCUGCGCAGACCCUGAACCACUCCCUGCAGAGCCUUAUUCCCCCUCACCUCCUCAAUCUCCUGUCCUUUCUCUGUCCACCGCCUCCCCACCGGCGUGGACCUCAGACUGGGAGCAGUUAGUGGAUGAGACCAGUGGUCGCCCAUACUUCUACAACCCAAUGUCUGGGGAAACAUCUUGGGAGCCCCCUGAGCAGCCUCAGAGCCCCUACCCGCCUCUGAUGGAGCCUAUGAGUGUGCACAGGUUUCAUGAGGAUGAGCGGCCUCCUUUACCGGAGGAGGACUACCCCUCAGAGGAUUACCCGCCUGCAGAUCCACCAGAGGGCUAUGGGGACACCCAUGCCACAGGACCUCCAGCACCAAUCCCAAAAGACUACAGCUUCAGCCAUGUGAUCCGGCCCGUAAUCCCCAGGGCCAACCUGGACCGCAACACCCCGGCUGGUUGGAACCUCACCGUAGAGAAAGAUGGGACGUGGGUGUUCACCAGUGAAAACUCUCCAGAUCAGUGGAUCAAGUCUUUGGAUGAGCAGGGGCAGACUUACUACUAUCUAAGAGAUGGCUCCAGGUCUCUGUGGAACCUGCCCGAGGCCCCUGUAGCUUAUAGCCAGUUGAGGGUGGAGAAUGGCGUUGAGGCGGAUGGCAUGUCUGUCAUCAAAAACUGGAGACAGACCGUGGGACCUGCUCAGUUCAGCUCUGCCCAGGAAGAUGGGAGAUUCGCCCCGACUCACAGGAGGAACACAUCAGACUACAGCUCCAGUGACAGCUCCAGUACAGGAAACUCUCCUGAGACGCAGCAAAAUGUGCAGAACUUGGAGAAAGCUGGAAUUCUUAAUAAAACAAAAGUGUCUGAGAAUGGAAGGAAAGUAAGGAAAAACUGGGCCCCGACGUGGACUGUUCUCCAUGGAGGGGUGCUGACGUUCCACAAGGACCCAAAAUCUGCAUCAUCAGGGGCCGCGAACAAAACCAAUCACAUUGUCCCGGAGGUUGCGGUGGAUCUGCGCGGAGCAACGAUUGGCUGGGCCACAAAGGACAAAUCGAGCAAAAAGAAUGUUUUAGAGUUAAAAGGAAAGAAUGGUGUGGAGUUUCUGUUGCAAUAUGACACCGAAAGCAUCAUCACUGACUGGCAUAAAGUCUUAGUGGACACCAUAAGGCAACUUGAGUACCAGGAACAUCAUUCUGAGGAGGAGGAUGCAGACAUUUAUGAAAAGAUCCCCAACACAGAUGAGAAGGUGGGAGGUGCCAUAGACAAGAGAAAAUCAAGGGGAAGUGUUACAAGUACAGCUGCAACCACCACUGCAGCAGAAACAGAGCAGAAGAAGGUCCGAACCAAACUGAUGAAGUUCCUCAUGAAGCGUCCCACGUUGCAGACGGUCAAAGAAAAAGGCUACAUCAGAGAAAAUGUCUUUGGUUGUGACCUUGCGACAUUGUGCGCACAUGAAAAGACUACAGUACCGAGUUUUGUAGAGAAAUGUAUUAAUGCAGUGGAAAGGCGAGGUCUGGAUAUUGAUGGACUCUACAGAGUCAGUGGGAACCUCGCUGUCAUUCAGAAACUGCGCUUCAAGGCCGAUCACGAUGAACUGGACCUCGAGGACGGUCAGUGGGAAGAUGUUCACGUCAUCACUGGAGCGCUGAAGUUAUUUUUCCGGGAGCUUUCUGAGCCGCUUUUCCCAUACAGCCACUUUAAUAAGUUCAUCUCAGCCAUCAGAAUUGGUGAUUUCAACACAAAACGGGAUCACAUGUAUGACUUGAUCCAGUCACUUCCUGCUCCAAACCACGACACCAUGAAGCUUCUAUUCGGGCAUUUACACAGGGUUAUUGAAUAUGGGCAGGAUAAUCGUAUGACUGUACAGAAUGUGGCAAUUGUGUUCGGCCCAACGCUGCUUCGGCCGGAGAUGGAGUCGGGGAAUAUCGCGAUGCACAUGGUCUUCCAGAACCAGAUAGUGGAGUUCGUCCUGAACGAAUACAACUAUCUCUUCCAAUAAACAGGAACAAACCUCCAGUACAGACCUGGGCCAACAUGUAAAUGUGGUCAAAUUGUUUAAAGAGAUAGAUUUACCUUUGCAUUUGCACAUCAGCAGCUUCAGUGUGCGACCUGGAAAGUUAAACUCCUUCUGUAAAAUAUGUGAAAGGGGUCUUUCAAGUUUAUUCAGACUAGGAAAGGGAUCUUCACGUGCUCAUCGCUGAGGAUAUUUGAAGCAUGUUUAACCACUGUUUUAUCUGGAUUUUCUCUGUCGUGUGCAGCUUACACCGUUAGACCCUACGUUGGCAGUAUUGCAGGAGAGGAAGUCGAGCUACAUGGGUGUUGACAGGUGUUGUUUGGUUUACCGUUUCAAAGCCACUGAGCUUGUUUUGUGUGUGUGUGUGUGUGUGUGUGUGUGUGUGUGGAGUAAAGACUGUAACAAAUUGCUCUCCCUCCCUGGAACUCUAGGUGUCUAAAUCUCACAAGUCACUUUCUGGAGAUUUUAUUUUAUUGCUUUUUUUUGUUUUGGUUUAUCUAAAUCUCAGUGAUAAUAGAACCAAUAGGUCAAACUCGGAGAAAUGCAUUAAUUCUCUCUUUAGCAAAUUUUCUUUUAUUGCUUUUAUCUUUAUUUUUUAGUAAUUUACAGUUUAUCACUCAUGGCAAUAUCUGAGAUUCUAUGCUAAUAUUGUUUCUUCUCUUUCGGCCUCAUUUUUGCGCAGGAAUCUUAUUGUAAUAUAGAAAUGUGUAAAAAAAAUAUAUUAAUACUUCUUGCUAUGAAAUAGAUGAUGGUGACUUAGAGUACUUGUGCAACUUGUAGAUUAUUUUCAACUGAAAACAUCAUUUUUCAAUCAUGCUGUACUUGAAGAAAUUGUAUAAUAACAGCACAGAGAUAUAAAGUAGCAACAGUUUGAAAUUCAGAACAGAAACAUGGAUUGUAGAAGAGCUUUAUGACAUGUAAAUAGAAAUAGAUGGCAUAUUUAUGCUUCAAGUUGGUGAAAAUGCACAAGUUAUUCCAUAAUAAAAUAACUUUGUUAAAAAAAAG
This is a messenger RNA of Neolamprologus brichardi, 3972 nucleotides long. RefSeq names its product Rho GTPase activating protein 27 (gene arhgap27). Gene Ontology annotation, cellular component: cytoplasm. NCBI's taxonomy places the organism in Eukaryota, Metazoa, Chordata, Actinopteri, Cichliformes, Cichlidae. Gene Ontology annotation, molecular function: protein binding. Gene Ontology annotation, biological process: signal transduction; regulation of GTPase activity. The record is from RefSeq and is a predicted model, not a curated record.